Messenger RNA from Acanthosepion pharaonis, 705 nucleotides. Lineage: Eukaryota; Metazoa; Mollusca; Cephalopoda; Sepiida; Sepiidae. The record is from the annotation of a GenBank genome assembly.
AUGGCUUCCUUAGGCAAUCUAGGCUCCACUGAAAGUUCAUCGAUAGUUUUUUUCGUUUUCUGUAUUUGCUGUUCAAUAAAUAUCCGUCCUCUCUCUCUCUCUCUCUCUCUCUCUCUCUCUCUCUCUCUCUCUCUCUCUCUCUCUCAUAGACACACUUCUUUUUCCUCUCCUCCUCUAACUACUCCUCUCAUCCUCUCCUCCUACUACUCCUCCUUCUCCUUCUUCUUCUUUCAUCACACCCUCCUCCUCCUCUCCUCCUCCUCCUCCUUCUUCUCCUUCUUCUUCUUUCAUCACACCCUCCCCCUUCUCUCCUCCUCCUCCUUCUUCUCCUUCUUCUUUCAUCACACCCUCCUCCUCCUCCUCUCCUCCUCCUCCUUCUCAUUCUUUCAUCACACCCUUUGCCUCCUCCUUAUCUCCUUCUUCUUCUUUCAUCAUUUCCUCCUCCUCCUCUCCAAUCCUUCUCCCUCUUCUUGUUUCAUCACACCCUCCUCCUCCUCCUCUCCUCCUCCUUCUCCUUCUUUCAUCACAACCUCACCCUCCUCUCCUCCUCCUCCUUCUCCUUCUUCUUCUUUCAUCACACCCUCCUCCUCUUCUCCUCCUCAUCCUUCUUCUCCUUCUUCUUCUUUCAUCAUCAUCCUCCUCCUCCCUUUCUGUUACACCCAACGUCGUGCGUUUCCUUCUUUAUUUUUGAAAACAAUAAUGUAG